Messenger RNA from Cutaneotrichosporon oleaginosum, 837 nucleotides. RefSeq lists its product as uncharacterized. Lineage: Eukaryota; Fungi; Basidiomycota; Tremellomycetes; Trichosporonales; Trichosporonaceae. The record is from RefSeq and is a predicted model, not a curated record.
CCACUCGCAGAUCAUCCAUCGCCGCCGGUCAUCCUCGCGCACCGUGCGUCAGUGGCGCCACAUGGUCCUACUACAAUUUUGCCAUGGUCCUACUCGCCGUCACCGCAGCACUGCUAGUCACUUGGCCAUCAGGUCCAUCGCCCAGCCAGCGUCCCCCAGCUUUCGCGUAAACCGCGGGAUCCCUCCUCCCGGCUCGCCUCACCCGGACCUGCACUUCAAAGUUUGCGCCGCGGCUGCCGCUGAUGACGCAUGACUGGUCCAUGCCCAUACUCCCUGACCCUGCAGAGCUGAUGAUCGCGUCAAUACUUGCCCUCGCUGCGCCAGGUCUCGCACUCACCAGGCCUUCAACUCCGACUCAAGGCGACAGCACGCCGCCAAGAAGCUUGCACAAUGCUACGGGGCGUCGGCCUGGGCUGUUCCCUUGUCGCCAUUGGGUAACGCACGAGUGCAGGCAUUCGCUGGGGUUGCUGGCCUUGUCGGGUGCACACAACCUUAAGAGGAGGCGAAGAAGACCUCGUUGCAUCGCCCGUCGGGCGAGUAACAAUGGCCAGUGGCAGCGUACUGCGCAGAGGGACGGCUUAAACUGCUGCACAGCGAGAAGGUAUUUGCACGACUGCGGCGGCGAAGCAGAAGAAGCUGCUGGCCGGUGGUUGGAGAUCUAUUGAGGAAGCCAGUGUGCUGGAGGACCGGUAGAUCCACUCAGCGAGGUAAUGGUCUUUGGCGCGUUCGCGUGUCUGCGCAUUCUCUAGGCUCUGCGCUCUGCAUGCUCUGCCUACCCAUGCCCAUGCCCAUAUCCGUCCGUACCGGUCCGGUGUCCUCCUCUGCUCGUCUCCACAU